Phalaenopsis equestris is the source of this 3803-nucleotide messenger RNA. Its product is annotated as DNA mismatch repair protein MSH1, mitochondrial. Gene Ontology annotation, cellular component: nucleus. Gene Ontology annotation, biological process: mismatch repair. Gene Ontology annotation, molecular function: ATP binding; ATP-dependent DNA damage sensor activity; mismatched DNA binding. The record is from RefSeq and is a predicted model, not a curated record. NCBI's taxonomy places the organism in Eukaryota, Viridiplantae, Streptophyta, Magnoliopsida, Asparagales, Orchidaceae.
GUCGCCCACUCUUUCUGGCGGGAAAAAGGCACCGCGGGAAACCCUAGAGUCUAGGCCUCUAUGUCCUCUUCAUCUUCCUCUCCGUUUCCACUUCCAGGAUAAUCUUGAAACCCUCAAAAUGCAUCGGCUUGUGGCGGCAUCUUUCAUGACUUCAUCGCCACGCUUGCUUUUGCUAGCCGGUUUACGCAGGCGGUCCUCCAUUCAUGGCUUUAGAAUAGCUCCUGUGAGGUUGGUAUAUAGAAGAUGCUGUUGCAGAUCACUUAAGCUUUCAAAUGAGGUACCAAAGAUAACGAAAAGGUUGAGCAAACUGAACAUUUUGUGCAAAGAAGCUGAUCUGUCUCAUAUUAUAUGGUGGAAAGAAAAGUUGCAAUUUUUUAGGAAGCCUUCUUCUCUUCAGCUUGUUAAAAGGCUUGCAUAUACAAACUUAUUAGGGCUGGAUGUUGCCCUGAAAAAUGGGAGCCUGAAAGAAGGGACUCUCAACUUGGAAAUAUUGCAGUUCAAGUCAAAAUUUCCUCGGGAAGUUUUACUUUGCAGAGUUGGGGAAUUUUAUGAAGCAAUUGGAUUUGAUGCUUGUGUUCUUGUUGAGCAUGCUGGCUUAAAUCCCUGUGGUGGUCUGCAGUCAGAUUGCAUUCCAAAAGCUGGUUGCCCUGUUGCGAAUUUACGCCAAACGUUGGACGACUUGACACGAAAUGGUUUUUCAGUAUGCAUUGUUGAAGAGGUGCAAGCUCCCAUUCAAGCUCGUUCACGUAAAGGUCGAUUUAUUUCUGGCCAUGCACAUCCUGGUAGCCCAUACGUCUUUGGGCUUUCUGCAGCUGAUCAUGAUGUCGAUUUUCCGGAACCUAUGCCUGUAAUUGGUAUAUCACGGUCUGCAAAAGGGUAUUGCAUGAUAUCAGUGCUUGAACCCAUGAAAACGUUUUCUGAGGAGGAUGGGCUUACAGAAGAGGCUAUUGUUACAAAACUCCGCACACGUCAAUGCCACCAUUUAUAUCUUCACACUUCCCUGAGAAAUAAUUCUUCAGGUACCUUUCGAUGGGGAGAAUUCGGUGAAGGAGGUCUCUUGUGGGGUGAAUGUAAUGGAAAGCCCUUUGAAUGGUUUGAUGGCAUUCAGGAGCUCUUAUUCAAGGUGAGGGAAAUAUACGGACUUGAUGAAGGCAUAUCAUUUCGAAAUGUCACCUUCUGUUCUGAGAAGAGGCCAAAACCCUUAUAUCUUGGAACGGCUACUCAAAUCGGGGUUAUUCAAACUGAGGGGAUACCUGGUUUGUUGAAAGUGUUGCUCCCAUCAAACAGUUUCGGUCUUCCAGCCUUGUAUAUCAAAGAUCUCCUCCUUAAUCCUCCAACGUAUGAGAUUGCAUCAGCAAUUCAAGAGGCAUGCAGGCGUAUGUGCUGUUUAACAUGCUCAAUUCCUGAUUUUACUUGCCUCUCGGCUGCAAAGCUUGUCAAACUUCUGGAGUUGAAGGAGGCUAAUCAUAUUGAGUUCUGUAGAGUUAAGAAUGUAGUUGACGAAAUUCUGCAAAUGCAUAGAAAUUCUGAGCUUUCUGUAAUCCUUCGUAUUUUAUUGGAGCCGGCAUGGCUGGCCACUGGAUUGAAAGUUGAUUAUGAUAUCCUGGUGGAGGAAUGUGGUUUAGUUUCCCAGAGAAUUGGUGAAAUGAUUUCGCUUGGUGGAGAACAAGGUCAGGAGAUAAGCUCCUUUGCUGACAUCCCAUCUGAUUUCUUCUAUGAUAUGGAAUCUUCAUGGAAAGGUCGCGUGAAGAGAAUCCAUGUAGAGGAGGCUUUUGGAAAUGUUGACAGGGCUGCUGAGUUGCUUUCCAUUGCUGUGAUGGAAGACUUCAUCCCAGUAGUUCAGAGAGUAAAAUCUAGUGUAUCACCUCUUGGAGGUCCGAAGGGAGAAAUAUGCUAUGCAAGAGAACAUGAAGCCGUUUGGUUUAAGGGAAGGCAUUUCAUGCCAUCUGUAUGGGCUAACACCCUGGGGGAAGAACAAAUCAAGCAACUCAGACCUGCUGUUGAUUCAAAAAGGAGAAAGGUGGGAGAAGAAUGGUAUACCACUACUAAGGUUGAGGAUGCAUUACUUAGGUACCAUCAUGCUUGUGCUAAGGCUAAGGUUGAAGUUCUGGAACUUCUGAAAGAUCUUUCUGCAGAAAUGCAAGAUAAAAUAAAUAUUCUUGUCUUCUCUUCCAUGGUGCUUGUGAUAGCAAAGGCACUUUUUGCGCAUGUUAGCGAGGGUCUGAGGAGGAAAUGGGUACUUCCUAGCCUAUAUGAAGGCUACAAAUCUGAGGAGAAAAAUUUUACUGGGACGGCAAGUUAUAUGGAACUGAUGGGCUUGUCACCUUAUUGGUGUGAUGCUUCACAAGGCAAUGCUAUACAAAAUAAUGUGAAAAUGAAAUCAAUUUUCCUUUUGACGGGGCCAAAUGGUGGCGGCAAAUCCAGUUUGCUUCGGUCAGUAUGUGCUGCUACAUUGCUUGGGAUUUGUGGGCUCAUGGUACCAGCACUAUCGGCUAUCAUUCCUCAUUUUGAUGCAGUUAUGCUACAUAUGAAACCUUACGAUAGUCCUGCUGAUGGAAAAAGCUCAUUUCAGAUUGAAAUGUCAGAGCUUCGUGGCAUUGUAACCGGAGCCACCAAGAGGAGUUUAGUGCUUGUGGAUGAAAUUUGUAGAGGUACAGAGACUGUUAAAGGAACCUGCAUAGCUGGUAGCAUAGUUGAGAUACUUGAUGGCAUUGGCUGCUUGGGCAUUGUUUCCACCCAUCUUCAUGGCAUUUUUGAUUUGCCACUAUCAACUACAAAUGUAAUAUUUAAACAAAUGGGAAUCGAGAUUGUUGAUGGUCACAUAAAGCCAACCUGGAAAUUGUUAGACGGAGUCUGUAGAGAAAGCCUUGCCUUCGAAACUGCCCGGAAGGAAGGUCUUCCUGAAUCAAUUGUCAGAAGAGCUGAAGAAUUGUAUCUCUCAACAUCAUUACAAGCUGGUUUAGCAGCACCACAUCUGAACUCUCAGCCUGAUGUGAACGAAUCCGUUCAAGAGUUCGACAAGUUGAAGACGAGUAAUAAUUCUACGAUUUCAGGCUCCAUGAAAGAAAUACAAAAAGAAGUUGAAAAUGCUUUAACCAUAAUUUGCCAAAGGAAAUUGAUUGAUCCUUACAAGGAAAAAAGCACAUCAGAAUUAUCAGAACUUGUGUGUCUUAAAAUUGGAGCAAGAGAACAACCACCUCCUUCAACAGUGGGCACCUCUUGUGUCUAUGUCCUCUUCAGGCCUGACAAUAAACUAUACAUUGGCCAGACUGAUGAUCUUUUGGGUCGAGUUCGUUCACACCGCACCAAAUCAUGCAUGCAAAAUGCAGAAUUUUUGUAUAUUACUGUUCCAGGAAAGAGCAUUGCAAGCCAAUUAGAGACUCUUCUCAUCAACCAGCUUCCAUUUCAUGGAUUUAAAGUUUCUAACUUAGCUGAUGGAAAACAUCGCCAUUUCGGCACUUCUAAUUUCUCCCAGAACUCUUUCUUCGGAUCGCAGAACUGAAUCGCAUCAAUAUCUGUGAUUCUGAUGAGAAAAAUACUGCUGCUUCAGGAUAAUAGUUAGAUUUUUUUGCUACUCAUUUUGGAAGCAGAUCAGUACUUAGAGUGAGUUCAUCAAUUUUGUUUCUUGUAAUUUUGUCAUUUUUUUGAUUGGGUAUUAUUUUUUGACAUCUAUAUUUUGCAUGUGGUAAGAGAUGGCCAUGUCAAAUGUAAAUGGCAUUUGUCAGUAUUUAGGUAAUUGCAUAAUGGCAAAUGUAGGUGAAGCAACAGCCUAUUGAGCUUUUGGUUUUUUUUAGUAAUAAAAA